UUCCUUAUAUCUUACACUUGAAACUUUAGACAUGUAAUCGUAACUAAUAAGAAUAAAUUAACAAAAAAAUGCUGUUUUUUUAGACUGUUGCUUUUGACAAUAGUCAUUAGAAGAUACCUUAUGCCUUAUGUAAUGAGAAUAAAGUGCCGUUGCAAUUCAUAUAUUAUUCUCUGUUGAAUGGAGUUCAAAGGAACAGGGAAACGUUUCCUUAGAAACGAGCGAAUACAUUGGAGGAAGAUAAUGUCCUCGUGAUCCGUUUCUCAUUGAAAUAUAAUUCUUCGCCUAACCUGCGAUCAAUCUUUCGUUUAAAGCAAAAUCGUGUCGCGUUAUUCGCGACGAAAAUCGAAAUGGACGCAAAUUGUGCGCCUUCUCUCCUCUCGAAGUUUACAUUGAACGAGUGGCAUUCUAACAAUCAGUUCAGGUACCGAUGCGCUGAAGCACAACAGGAAUCAUCAGACCGUAUCUUAGUUGAAGCAACGCGCGCGUGCGAAUUGGCCGCGGAAAUUGUGAAAGCUAAUAAGGAGGAGACGGAUCAUCGUCUGCAAGAAAAACUUAACGACAUCGAAUUUCGUAAGAAGGAAUUGCUGCGGAUCAGAAAGGACGUUGUCUUGGAAAUCGACGCGCUGUCGAUGUAUAAAGAACGUCUUACAGACGCGUUAAAGUCCAUAAAAAGAAACGCUCUCGCAAUUUGCGAAAACUGUCUCAUUGCCAGGGAAUGUAGAUUGGGAAUCGAUUUAGUUCACGACGACGUGGAAAAGAAUUUGUUGAAAGAGCGCGAGGUCAUCCAAAGAGCGGAGAGCUUGUUGGAUCAAAUUUGGAAAGAAACCGGCGAACAAAUUCGCAAAACGAAGGCUACAUUGUAUUAUAUCGAUCACGAUCUCGAGAAUAAGGAGAGCAAUUUGCAUAUCGAUCGUUAUAAUAUAAAUUUGAAGGAGACUGACUUUAAUUUGAGUAUCUAUCACGGUACUUCGCCUCUCGAUAAAUCAGCGGCGACGUUAAAUGAAUGGGAACUUCAAACGAACAGCAAUGUUAUUAGCGCAAAUAAAGAGGUGAAUAGCACAAAACGAUUACGUUGUUAUAUCGACGCGAUGAUUAAGCAAACGGUUGAUGAUCUAACAAAACAAAAAGAUGUCACAAAUGAGGCUUUCAGGCAACGUAUCGAGCAGACCCGAGAAGCUAAAAUCAAAUUGGAACUUCAACACUCGGAGAUAAUCAAACAAAUUAACGCCAUGUCAAGUAAUAUAGCGCGCAUAAAAAGAUCUAUAGUUGAUAAGGAAGGUUAUAUGGCUCUGGCUCACACGAGAUUAGGACAUCGAUGUCAACGUCCAGGAAUGGAACUUACUCAAGACUUGGUUGAGGCUAAUCUUGUCAAGGAAAUACACGAAUUACGAAAUGUCGUAGCGAAUCUACAGCAAAUGCUUUGCGAGGCGGAAGCAUCAUUACGUUACUUGCUCAAGACACAAAUUCAACUCGAGGAGGAUAUUAACGUGAAGACGAACACUUUGAAAAUUGACGAGGUCGACUGCAUGACUUUACGUCAAAGUAUGGACUAUCACGCGUAUUAACAUGAUUAUUAUUAAAAUAAUCGUAUUCACCAUUUUUCUCCAUCAAUCUCUUUUUUAUACUUAUCUAAAUUUUUGUGCUAUUAAACUUGUACACUUACACAUUCUGUCUAAAAAAUAAAGAAAAGUAUAUA
Molecule: messenger RNA, 1696 nt
Organism: Formica exsecta
Lineage: Eukaryota; Metazoa; Arthropoda; Insecta; Hymenoptera; Formicidae
Gene: Tektin-C
Product: tektin-1
Exons: 6
Coding region: 348-1565 (405 amino acids)
Biological process (GO): cilium movement involved in cell motility; cilium assembly
Cellular component (GO): nucleus; microtubule cytoskeleton
Source: RefSeq, a predicted model, not a curated record